Messenger RNA from Nicotiana attenuata, 432 nucleotides. Its product is annotated as bax inhibitor 1-like. The coding region runs from base 1 to 432 and encodes 143 amino acids. NCBI's taxonomy places the organism in Eukaryota, Viridiplantae, Streptophyta, Magnoliopsida, Solanales, Solanaceae. The transcript has 4 exons. The record is from RefSeq and is a predicted model, not a curated record. Gene Ontology annotation, cellular component: membrane.
AUGAAAUUCACUGAGAUGAAACUCCACGCCAUGAAUGCUGUGAAAGCGUACUUCAAAAGGGAUUGGAAAAGAAGAGAUAUGAUGAAUUCUGAGGAAAUUCCCCUGUACGCUUACAAAUCCUUGAAGAAGGUGUAUCUUACCCUUUUCUGUGCCCUGUUGAGCUCUACUGUUGGAUCCUUCUUGCAUUUGAUCUGGGAAGCGGGAGGCUUCUUCACUGUCCUAAUUUCAGCUGCAAGUAUACUAAGCCUUUACUUUACACCAGCAAUGAAAGUGAAAAAGAGGGUCUUAUACUUGAUGAUUGCUGCCUAUUCGUUAGGAGCUUCUGUUGGACUUCUUACCGAAUAUCACUUUGAAAUUGAUCAAGGGAACCUGAUUUUUGUAGUUCACAGAGAGAGGCUUUCUGUUAAUUACUUGUGGUUCCAUUAUCCUUAG